AUGGACUCUACUCAGAUUGAUGAUUGUCAGUAUAUUGGAGGUGCCUUAGAUACGGAUGCAUUGAUUGAAGUGUAUAAAGGCACUCCUUUUCAGGGUGCAAUGGAAAAGUUAGCCUUAUCCAAUCCAAAGAUAAGAAAAGUAAGAAGAGAUGGAAAUUGUUUCUAUUCAGCCUUAGUCUUUCUAUUACUGGAAAGGUAUUUGGAAAGGCCUUCUUAUGCGGAAGAGUUAUUAGGGAGGUUGAGUCGAAUGAAUGAGUGGUUGCGUGAUGGGGGGUUGGAAGAAUCUUUGGUGGCUGAGUUUACUGAUCCGAUUUUUGCGGUGUUGAGGUCGGCUACGGCUGGGAAUCCUAGUCAGUUAGAGGCCUUGGAUAAUGUGUUUUGGGGGUAUACGUUGUUGUACUUUAGGAUGAUAACUUCGUCGUAUAUUAAAAGGAACUUGGGAGAGUUUAAUGGGUUCUUGGCGGAAGAGUCGUGGGAGACUUACUGUCGGGACCAGGUGGAAAUGCCUGGGAGUUAUGCGGGAGAGAUAGAGAUGACUGCUUUAGGGGCGGCUUUAGGUGUAUCUUUUGAUGUGAUUACUUUGCAGGGGGUGGAAGUACAUCGGUAUACCAAAGGAAAUGGCGAGAAAAUAGGAAGUCUCUUGUACAUGCCCGACCAUUUUGAUAUCAUAUACUAUGCAUCUUAA
Nematocida homosporus is the source of this 684-nucleotide messenger RNA. RefSeq lists its product as uncharacterized. Lineage: Eukaryota; Fungi; Microsporidia. Gene Ontology annotation, biological process: protein K48-linked deubiquitination. The record is from RefSeq and is a predicted model, not a curated record. The transcript has a single exon. Bases 1 to 684 code for a protein of 227 amino acids. Gene Ontology annotation, molecular function: cysteine-type deubiquitinase activity; ubiquitin binding. Gene Ontology annotation, cellular component: nucleus.